Molecule: messenger RNA, 4167 nt
Organism: Symphalangus syndactylus (siamang)
Lineage: Eukaryota; Metazoa; Chordata; Mammalia; Primates; Hylobatidae
Gene: NAA40
Product: N-alpha-acetyltransferase 40, NatD catalytic subunit
Cellular component (GO): nucleus
Molecular function (GO): histone H4 acetyltransferase activity; histone H2A acetyltransferase activity; protein N-terminal-serine acetyltransferase activity
Source: RefSeq, a predicted model, not a curated record
ACCUUGGGCCUCCCAAAUCCCAGUCCACUGCGCUUCCCGCUACUCGAGUCUCAGCGAAGCCGGUUCCCCUACACUCUUUCGAAACCUCUUCACCAGGUUCCUGCUGCUCCUGAUAAACACAGCCUUCCUUUCCCAUAGACUCCUUCCUGCCUUCGACGCCUCCUGGUUGCAAUGAAAUGGUUCUUAUGACCACUUGGGUUGUUAGGGGUUUUGGUAGUGCAGGUGUUUUUGCAAGCGGAGGGCUGUGCAGGUGUGCGGGGAAGAUGCGGGGAGGCGGGGGCGGCGGCCCAGCCGCGGAUGGAUAUUGACCACCUGUUCCGUGCCGGCAGCCUGGAGAGAAAGUCAAGCAAAGCCAAGGAGAAGAAGCAGAAGCGGUUGGAGGAGCGAGCAGCCAUGGAUGCCGUUUGUGCCAAAGUGGACGCUGCCAACAGGCUCGGGGACCCUCUGGAGGCUUUCCCAGUGUUCAAGAAAUAUGAUAGAAACGGGUUGAAUGUCUCCAUUGAAUGUAAGCGAGUGUCUGGACUGGAGCCAGCCACCGUGGAUUGGGCCUUCGACCUGACCAAAACGAAUAUGCAAACCAUGUAUGAGCAGAGCGAGUGGGGCUGGAAGGACCGAGAGAAACGGGAGGAAAUGACAGAUGACCGAGCCUGGUACCUCAUCGCGUGGGAAAACAGCUCCGUCCCUGUUGCCUUUUCUCACUUCCGGUUUGACGUGGAGUGUGGGGAUGAAGUCUUGUACUGCUAUGAAGUGCAGUUGGAAAGCAAGGUGCGGCGGAAAGGCCUGGGGAAGUUCCUCAUACAGAUCCUGCAGCUCAUGGCCAACAGCACACAGAUGAAGAAGGUUAUGUUAACAGUAUUUAAACACAAUCAUGGUGCCUACCAGUUCUUCAGAGAAGCAUUGCAAUUUGAAAUUGAUGACACUUCCCCCAGCAUGUCUGGUUGCUGUGGGGAGGAUUGCUCCUAUGAGAUCCUGAGCCGGAGGACCAAGUUUGGGGACAGCCAUCACUCCCACGCGGGUGGGCACUGUGGUGGCUGCUGCCACUGAACUCUCAGAGCCACUUUCAAGUCACAGUGCUCUCUCCUAAGGCCUUUCCUCUUUCCUGGUCUCACCGUUCACUGGGUGUCCUCAGAGCUGUGGCCUCCCCAGCCCUGCACGUGCCAGGCUGCACCCUGAGAGCACAGAACCCUGGGGAGAAGUGGUAUGAGCUGCUCCUCCUCUCCUAGGAGACCAGAGUGCUAGGAGGGAGUGAAAGGGAGAGGGAAGAGUGGGUGGGGCCUGGCAGUGAAGCUCAUCCUCCACAGUGGCUGCCGCCUCACUUGGCUCCUGGGGCCUGCAGUGGAGGUUCUCGCACCUCUGCAGCUCCUAGAUUCAGGGCAACCUCCCCUCCCCUGACAAAUACACACUUGGACAAAUGGGAUGUUUAUGCCCACCUGUAUGAAAGUUCUGGAGUCCUGGGUCUGGGGUUUGCUGAUCCCCAAAGAGGAACACACUGGGUGUAAGAUCUGGGCAUAGAGGGCGGCUUCAGAGAGACUCACACUUUCGCAGAUGGAAUGCUCUUACGGAGGCUGUGGGAAGAUCUUUUGUGCCAAGAUGCAGGGAAGUGAAGAAAGCUCUUUCCAGCUGUUUUUAUGGAUUCAUGGAAUGGGCUCUUGUUGGGACCAGCUGACUCUGGGAGGAAGACUGCCUCUCCAUCGCUGUCAGAGAGAGCCCGAAAGGACCAGGAAUGAGGUGUUCUGUGGGACCCGCCAUGGGGAUGAUUGCUUCUCUAGGCUCCUGGAUGUUGCUGCAUUCUAAGCUUAACCUCCUGGUCUCAUGGCAGUGACUUGAGCUUUUGAUUCGUAGAAGAAAGCCAGAGGUUCUGCUUGUUCUUGCCUGCCAGCCCUCACCGUUCUUUCUCCUCUGCCUCUCACCUCUACCCCAAAUACCUCUGUUCUUAGUCUCAAGGGGAGAAUAACAUCAGGGAGCCCCUCGUCUUCCCCAGAAGGACUUCUCGUUCUUCAUGUAGUUAACUCCAUUUAUUUUCAUAUCUUGGUGCUGAUAGCUCUCUAAGGGUAGGGCACCCCUCCCCGCAGCCACCCUCCCUCUUCAGAGAGCCCCCAGCCAGCAGCAGGCCCCUCUGCCUGCACUCCUCAGGCUUGCCCCUUGCUGCCUCAGUGAGGCACUAGUGCCACUGCCAUGGCCCAGCCGGGCCAUAGCUCAGGCUGCAGCAGGAAUGCCUCUCAGUGGCCAACAGUUACUUUUCUCUCUAGUGUCACCCUGUGGCAACAGGCUGGAGCAGGGGAAGGAGAAAGCCUUCCUCUUCUCUCAUAGGAUAGAAAGGCAGGCUCGGCCGGGCGCGGUGGCUCACUCCUGUAAUCCCAGCACUUUGGGAGGCCGAGGCGGGUGGAUCACGAGGUCAGGAGAUCGAGACCAUCCUGGCUAACACAGUGAAACCCUGUCUACAAAAAAUUAGCCGGGCAAGGUGGCAGGCGCCUGUAGUCCCAGCUACGCGGGAGGCUGAGGCAGGAGAAUGGCGUGAACCCCGGGGGGCGGAGCCUGCAGUGAGCCGAGAUCGCGCCACUGCACUCCAGCCUGGGUGAAAGAGUGAGACUCCUUCCCAAAAAAAAAAAAAAAGAAAGGCAGGCUCAGAACCAAUGCUUAUCCUGAUCUCUAGGCCUUGUUCCUCUUCCAGGGAAGAAAAACCAAAUCCUUAUCAAAGAAAAAGCACCUAACAGCUCCCUUUGGAUAUUCCUGAGCUCUGCUGUGGGGAGUAUCAUAAAGGUUCUAGCCUUCGUGAAGUUGCUCUCGUGGAGGUGUGUUGGUCCCUCUGACCUCAGCAUCUGCUCACAUCCCACCCUCUGCCCAACUCUGGCAGUCUGUCCUGGCAGAUCUCCCCAGAGUGGUCCUUGCUUCUCACCUGGAUUCCUGCUUGUGCAGGAGCCUGUGUACGCAGGGCCUCCCUCACCCAGCCUGGCCCCUCUGCCGAGCACUCUGCACUGCUCUUGAUGGGCAGCAGUGGGACUGGGAACUCCUUAGAGAGGGCCUUGCAGCUUUACACUGGAAUAAGUCUGCCUUUGCCUCACCCUGCUUGCUCCUGGUGGGUUUCAUCCCAGGCAGAGUUGACAUCUCUGGAGGGGUUUGGUGGACUCCUAAGAAUCAUGAAACCACAGGAACAUGUUUAGGAAGAGAUUUUUCUCUGGUCCCUGUCUCUCAAAGGACACAGAUGAUAAAUAUUUAUUGUCUUAGAUCAUGGAUUCCUGAUACCUCUCACUCAAGGGGACCAAAAGGAACCCCCCGUGUUCAUCCCUUGUAAGGUGAGUUCAGUGUACGUUGUCUCUUUCCAGUCACUGGAUGCGUGGCACCAACUGGUUAAUGGGUGCUUGGUGCCAUACCCUGCUCACCCCAGUCUCUGCAGGCCAUGUCCUGAAGGGUUCCUCAGGAGGUCAGGACUAGGGUGGGAGAGGCACUGUCUGAGACCCGCAGUCACUCUUGUUGGUCUUGAGCCCAUUCAUUUCCAAAACAUCCAUCUUUCUCCACUUCCUCCAGGUCUUGGUUUUGAGAAACAGCUGGCAUGGCUGGGUGCGGUGGCUUACACCUGUAAUCCCAGCACUUUGGGAGGCUGAGGCAGGCAGGUCACCUGAGGUCAGGAGUUCAAGACCAGCCCGGUCAACAUGGCAAAAGCCCAUCUCUCCUAAAAAAUACAAAAAUUAGCCGGGCGUGGUUGUGGCCUGUAAUCCCAGCUAGGGAGGCUGGGGCAGGAGACUCACUUGAACCCAGGAGGUGGAGGUUGUGGUGAGCUGAGAUCAUGCCAUUGCACUCCAGCCUAGGUGACAGAGCGAGACUCCAUCUCAAAAAAAAAAAAAACAGAGAAACAUAGCAGGCCUUUUGUACCAGGCUUUUUGUGUUUUGUUUGUUUGGAGCGUGUUAAGAUUUUUUUAAGAUUUUUAAAAUUUUAGUUAUAUCCACCCUGUUUCAGGUUAUUUUUGUUGGUGUCAAGUAUGUAUAGGACAUGUGAAUGGUUCUUUUUAAUUUUUUUUUAAGAGGAAAUUCGGAAGAUAAACUCCUUGAUAAUAUAUAUAUAUAUAUUUUUUUCUUUAGCAGCUUGUUAUCACUGGAAUCAAAGGGAAAAAGUGAUCUCUUUUUGCAUUGGUUGUAUUUGUAUGUCACAAAUAAAAGACACUUUGUUCA